AUGGAAAUGCCCGAAGGCCUGAGAAUCAACCAGGAUAUUCAUGCCGAGAAUGCGACCCUUGAUCUGGAGAACAGAGAGCGCCAGGCAGGCCGGGUGAGAGUGAGGGUGGAGGACAGUUGGUUCACUGUGGACCGGGUUUUUCUCGUUAAGUACAGCGACUAUUUCUGUGCUCUUUUUCACUCUGGGAUGAAAGAAAGUCGGCAGGAUGAGCUCUACCUGAAAGGAGGACUGCAUGCAAGAGGUUUCCUCAUUGCCCUUGCAGUCUGCAGGGGGGAGAAUCCCACCAUUAGUGAACCAGAUGAGCUUGUAGAAGCUGUAGAGUGUGCUGCUUUUCUACAAGUUGAAUGCUUGGUCCAGCAUCUUUGUGACAUUAUAGACUCAGAGAACUGCCUCCUGCUUUACCACGCAGCCUCCAUCUUUGGGGUGCAUGCACUGUUUCACAGUGCUGCACUCUUUCUUUGCGAUGCCUUUGAUGAUCUCAAGGAAGCAGCAGAGAGUUCAAUUCCUGAAGAGCUGCUACAAUAUUCUCAAGCAUUGUCCCCUUCUUCUUUUAUUGCUAUGGGUACCCAUUCUCCAUCAAUGGAGCUGCUGCAAGACUCCUUCAGGGUUGUUUGCUACCUUGAUGAAAAAGAGGGAGAGUGGAAGCAUCUGACAGACCUCCCAACUCUUUGUAGCACAUCCUUGGCUGGCGUGGCAGUACUUGACAAUCGCUUAUAUAUUGUUGGGGGGGUUUACAGUUACUUUAAGGACACAGUGGACAGCAGCUUCUGCUACAACCCUGAUUCAGGAGUUUGGACUACUCUCCCAGGUCCACAGCAACCAAGAUAUAAUUUUACCCUGCUUGGGCACGAAGGCCAACUCUAUGCCAUUGGCGGAGAGGCCCAAAGGAGAACAAUUUCCACAGCUGAGACAUAUGAUGUUGUAAAGGGAGAGUGGACAUUUAUAAAGCAUGCACCAAGACCUGUAGCAUCUGCAGCUUGUGCUGUUGCGCGACGACGGAUGUUUGUUUGCUUCUGGAAACCACCAGACACCACCGACAUCUAUGAAUACGUACCUGUGAAAAAUGAGUGGAAGCUCACUACCACAAUGAUUAGACCUCAGAGCUAUGGCCACUGUAUGGUAGCUCACAAGGACAAUUUAUAUGUGAUGCGCAAUGGGCCUUGCGAUGACUUCCUUCGCUGUCUAAUGGAUUGCUAUAAUAUCACAACAGGGCAGUGGACAGCUUUGCAUGGGCAUUAUAUCAACAGCAAGGGAGCUCUGUUCACUGCAAUGAUAAGGGGGGAUUCUGUUUUCACAGUGAAACACAUGCUAACUCUUGUAUAUACCAUCACUGGAAAUGGAUGGAAACCCCACAAGCAGAUGAAUGGAUUUCCAAAGAGUGGUUCACUGUGGACGUGUUUACUCAGGCUUCCCAAGACUGGUCCAGUUAUACCACAGCUGGAUGCAGAAGGCAAGGAAGAAGAAAUGCCUUUGUCAGACAUGUCUGAGGGAUAUGUGGAAGCUAUACCGCACUUGUGA
Archocentrus centrarchus (flier cichlid) is the source of this 1518-nucleotide messenger RNA. RefSeq names its product kelch repeat and BTB domain-containing protein 13. Gene Ontology annotation, molecular function: protein binding. The transcript has a single exon. NCBI's taxonomy places the organism in Eukaryota, Metazoa, Chordata, Actinopteri, Cichliformes, Cichlidae. The coding region runs from base 1 to 1518 and encodes 505 amino acids. The record is from RefSeq and is a predicted model, not a curated record.